UAUUUUCUAUUGUAAAUUAGAAAAUUGGGUUUCUGUAACCAGAGAAGUUCUUCUUCCAUUCCUAUCCGCAGGGCUUGGUAUGGUUGGAGCAGGGUUGGUUCUAGAGAGAGUGCAGUUCUGGAGGGUUUUUGUAGAUAUACCUCAACUCUUUAUCAUGGUCCCUGCUCUGAUUGGUUUGAAGGGAAACCUGGAAAUGACUUUAGCUUCCAGAUUAUCUACCCAUGCUAACCUGGGACACCUGGAUACAGUUUCUCAGACACUAGAGAUGGGCGGAGCAAACCUUGCUCUUAUCCAACUUCAGGGUGUUGUGGUUGGUGGCCUGGCUGCAGGUAUUGCAGUGCUAAUGUCUUAUCUUACAUCACACUCAAUCAUGGAGUUUAGUAGUUUACUGGUAAUGCUCUGUAGUAGUGUGAUAACAGCAUCCUUGGCCAGCCUUAGUCUCGGGAUAGUUAUGAUCAUCGUUAUAGCAGUUUCGAGAAGGUUCGGAGUAAAUCCUGACAAUGUAGCUACUCCAGUAGCUGCUGCUCUAGGAGAUCUGGUUACACUUGCUCUUCUUUCCCUGGUUUCCUCCCUUCUCCGGUCUGCAGGAUACACUCCACAGCUCAUUAUCCUCGUUCUUUAUAUUGUUAUAGCUGUAUACUGUUACAGGAUCGCAGAUUUGAACAAGGAUACCAGGAAUAUUCUCCGAGAGGGUUGGACUCCAGUUCUCUGCGCUAUGCUCAUCUCAAGUCUAGGUGGAACUAUACUAAAUCGUGUAAUCUCCAGGUUCCCAAACAUUGCUCUUUUCCAACCUGUCAUUAAUGGCGUUGCUGGAAACCUAGUUGGAAUCCAAGCGUCCAGAAUCUCUACCGAGCUCCAUAAGCACAGCACACUUGGAACUUUACCAAACGAAGUUUCUUCGUGUAAUCUGCUAAACCCUCUGUAUACCUACCAUGCAGGGACUUGUGAUAAAUCAAGAAUAUUGACCGCUAAUUCAGUAGCUGCUCGGGUUCUGCUUUUCUUAGUUCUUCCAGGUCAUUUAACGUUUAACCUGGCUAUUGGAUUGUCACAAGGUUUCCAUAUCUUCUCUGUAUCCUUUCUUUUUCUGUACAUGGUCGCAGUUUUAUUUCAGGUUUGUUUCCUGCUUUACAUUGUUAAUAUUCUCGUGCACUUUCUUUGGCGAAGAGCUGUUGAUCCGGACAAUGCCGCAAUUCCAUAUCUCACUGCACUCGGAGAUUUACUUGGGGGGGCUCUUCUUGCAGUCGUCUUCAUUACACUAGACUUAAAUUAAAUAAAUAAAGCAAGAUUUUAUAUUCUAUUAAAUAACCAAAGACGUCCUUCUCUUUUACUUAAACCAGUGUUAUAGUUAUAAAUAUUAUUAAUUACUGACAUUGGAUAUGUAAAUUGUAGGUACAGUUUGACACGAUCCUUACACAUACUUACCAAUGUAUAAUUAAUUAGAGUAUCACAAUGCAGUAGUGUCCAUAAAACUGUGGAAUAGAGAGACGACAUUUCAGCAAUAUUAUAUGAAAUUGAAGUUGUUAUAAUGAAUUUUAUAACUUGAAAAUCAUAACAUAUUUAGUGAAAGGGGACUGCGCACACUAGAAAACUGCUGUGUUUCAUAUUUAUUGGACUAUUUAAAAUCAUAACUUGAUUCUAACAGUCGUCAUCCCACAGUUCUAUGGGCCUCACUGAAGAAUGUCAGAUUGUCUUCCUAAGAUUAGAUAAUUUGUUUAAACUUUAUAGCAACAUAUAUCAAGUCAUUUUUCCAAUUUUUGGCAUUUCCACUCAAAUGUGAGAGUCGUUAAAAAGGAUUACAAUAUGAAUAAUCAGGAAAGUAUGAGUAAAGAUCGCACUAAACAUAAAACCUUUUAUUAUUUUUGUUGAAUUCCAUACAAUCAUAAUUCAAGAUUAACAAAAGCUAUUCGCAAACCUUACUAACACACUUCCUUCUAGUAAAGGUUCUGAAAUUUUACCCUCAUUUAGUUCUGAAGCAUUAGUAAUGUCUACCAUUUGAUCAAUUUUGAGAAAAAAACUAAAAAAAACUAACUAUUCUCUCAUGUACUUGAAGGCUGUGUGAAAUCUUAUCUUCAAACAUAAAAUAACCACAGUACAAUUCGUAAUAUGUCUUGAAACUUGCUGAAACCUUUUCUUCCGAACUACAACCCAUAGUGCCUUGUUGUAAACAUUACAAUUACGCUUAUGUUAACCAAUAAUAUUUGAUGUUGUAUCCUUUUUAGACCUUAUGCUUUUGCUCAAUGAAAUAAACCCAUGAAAUAUAUA
Messenger RNA from Eurytemora carolleeae, 2262 nucleotides. Its product is annotated as solute carrier family 41 member 3. The record is from RefSeq and is a predicted model, not a curated record. Gene Ontology annotation, biological process: monoatomic cation transport. NCBI's taxonomy places the organism in Eukaryota, Metazoa, Arthropoda, Copepoda, Calanoida, Temoridae. Gene Ontology annotation, molecular function: monoatomic cation transmembrane transporter activity. Gene Ontology annotation, cellular component: plasma membrane. The coding region runs from base 80 to 1270 and encodes 396 amino acids. The transcript is spliced from 11 exons.